This is a messenger RNA of Ooceraea biroi (clonal raider ant), 843 nucleotides long. RefSeq names its product THAP domain-containing protein 2. Gene Ontology annotation, cellular component: nucleus. Gene Ontology annotation, molecular function: DNA-binding transcription factor activity; RNA polymerase II cis-regulatory region sequence-specific DNA binding. The record is from RefSeq and is a predicted model, not a curated record. Lineage: Eukaryota; Metazoa; Arthropoda; Insecta; Hymenoptera; Formicidae. Gene Ontology annotation, biological process: regulation of transcription by RNA polymerase II.
UUUUUAUUGGUGGGCGAAACCGGAUGUCUCCCACUACGGCUACUACACAUAGUGUAAAGAGUGUGAAGACAAUCUAAAGAACAUCUGUUCAUGUCAACAGUUGUUGACAAUUGUAUUUUCUUUCAUAUUGUUAAUUAGUACACACGACAGCAUACAAAAAUGCCUGGAUGCAGCGCUGGUUACUGCACGAAUUCGUCAGCAAAAGGAUAUAAAAUGUUCAAAUUUCCUCAGGAUCCAAAAAAGAGACAAAAGUGGAUUGAAAAUAUGCUUCAUACAGAUCAGACGCCAGGAAAAUAUUUUGCAUACUGCGAAGUUCAUUUUGUAAAAGAAAUGUUUACGAUUACUGCAUCUGGUCAACUUCGAUUGAAGCCAAAUGCUGUCCCGACAAUAUUCGGACCCUCAUCGCAACUGCCAAUGCAAAAUACUGAUACACUAGCUUUUUUGUUUUUUGUAUUUUGUACUGUAGAAAAGUUAACAGAUCCGAAGGAGCCAAUGAUGGAAACUGACUCAUUAAUUGAAAACGAAGAAAAUUGUAGCGCAACUGUUAUACAAGAUGAUUUGGCAAGCAGCAAAUCCGAUGAUUCAGAUACAUUCGAAAAGCCACUUAUAUUGUUGCAAAACAAAAAUGGUUUUGUACAAGUCAGUCAAGAUUGGAUCAAUAAAAUGGAAACAAUAUUUAUUCGCAACGAAAAACUGAAACGAAAGUUAAAGUACAAAUUAGAUGUUGCGCAACGUAAAAUCAAAAGACUCCAGAAGCAAAUGCAGUUAUCAUCUUAGCCGUGUAGCAGUACAAUACACAAUUGAAAAAAUCUAGAUAGAAAUAAAAAAAUCAAUCACAUAAAA